AUGGCAAGUCCUGGGAAGACAAGCUCUGGUGAUGAUGCUCUGUUUUGUGCCCCCCAGGAGCUGCCCAAGAUGCAAACAGCCCUCCUGUGCCUGUGCCUGCUCAGCAUGGCCAUCUCGACACCCGUGCCGCCGCCACCACUGCCUGGGAGAGCUGGUGGGAACUGCGUGGGACAGCACCGGAUACUGCUGAAAGGCUGCAAUGCCAACCAUGGCUUCUACAUUUUCAAAUAUGUCUACUCCUUUUUGACGCAGAGGAACCAGACACAGAUAGAGAAGGAAGAGGCCAACAGCCAGAGCACCGGCCCCGUACGUCAGCUGGGUGAGGACGAUGCCAGGCGGGGGCCGACAGAGGAUGGGGCAGCCCCGGAGCAAGGUAGUGAUGGUGGCACUGAGGUGAUGGAGAAUGAGACUGGCUUCAAGACUGAAAACCACAGCAUCACGAGCGUUGGUGGGGAUGCCCGUGGUCCUCGCCCGGGCACCAGCACACAGGCACGCAGUGGUGUUGGCAUCGUGGGUCCCACCCCAGCCAGCUCAGAGGGCAGCGGUGACCUGGAUUUGGUGGUUGAAGUUGAUGGUGGUGUUUCCAUCCUCCCCCAUGGCGGACACCCUGGCGGGGCAGUGGUGGGGAACAGGUCAGGCAUCAGGAGCAGGGAUGGCGAUGACGGUGCCCCGAUUUGGGUCCCCAUAGAGGGGCCUAUGACAUCUGGGAGGGAGAAGGCCCUCACCACUGGAGGGGCUGGGGAUGAGGGCAGUGGUGAGGCCACCAUCCCUGGCCGAGGGCAGGAGGAUGCUGUGCAGGGCGCAGGGACAGGAGGUGCUGCUCUUUCCUCUGUCACUGAGAAGACGGAGGAUUUUCAAGUUGACGCCAAAGGUGUGGAUGAAUAUGCUUACAUUCCUGAGUCUGGCAGCGUCACCAUCACCCAGGGAAAGGUGGGCAGCACCAGCAUCACCCAGAUCUCUCCGAAUGCAGACGACGAGGUCAACAUCUUCAUUGGGAAGGCCAACAUCCGUGUGGGGGAACGAGAAACCCCCCUGGCCAGUGCCACUGUUGGUAGUGAGGAUGACAGCAUCCUCACCAUGGGGACCAGAAGCCCCACACCCAGGUUGGAUGUUGCCACUGCACGUGGUGGUGAUGACGAUUACAAUACCCCUGCUCACAGGCAGCCUGAAGGACCAGCCACUACAGCCACCCCAAGCCAUGGGGACAGAGUGACCAGCAACCCUGCAGACAGCCGUCCCACAGGAGAUGAUGAGGAUGGUGCCACCACUACCGGUGAUGGGGAAGGACUGGUGGCCCCCAGCGCCUGGAGGGUUUCUGGUGGGCAUGUUACUGUCCCCAUGGGGGCUGGUGGCCGUGGGUAUGAUGACAAGGAGGUGAGAGGUGAGGGGCAGAGGUCCAGGGGGAGGCUGGGCCGCCCGGCUGUCACCACUCCCCACCAGGAGGGUGACAAGGAGGCUGCUGCUGCUGACCCAGCCAAGAGGGCCAGCAUCCACCUGGGGACCACUGUGGCCUCCCCUGGGACAAGCGAGGGAGACUGCACCACCACCCUGGGGACAACCAGUGGCCACGAGGGAGGCGGGAGCACCGUGCCUGGGAGAGUGGGGAGUGGGGAAGCAGGGCUGGCCAGCCUCCAGCCCCUCGAGGAGAGCCAGCCUGGUGCAGGGGCAAAGGUCCAGCCAGGGGGAGUGGGGCUGAAAAAGCCCCCCAGAGUGGACAAAGCACUGUCCCCACGCCAGAAAGCUGGCGGCCAGGCAUCGAGCAAGACCCAGGCGAGGGCUGGCAGCCGUGGCAGUGAUGCCGGGGGGAAGCCACACACCGCUGAAGUGGGGGGCAGCCCCCCUCUGCAGGUAGGGCGAGCCGGGGGCCGCGUGGUGGUGGGUGAGGGCUGGGAGCGGGACCGAGGUGAUGAGGCUGGGAUGAAAGCAGCGGGCGAAGGGCAGGAGCAGGGCCGAGGUGGUGAGGCUGGGGUGAAAGCAGCGGGCGAGGGGCAGGAGUGGGGCCAAGGUGGUGAGGCUGGGGUGAAAGCAGCAGGCGAGGGGCAGGAGCGGGACCAAGGUGGUGAGGCUGGAGUGAAAGCAGCGGGCGAGGGGCAGGAGUGGGGCCAAGGUGGUGAGGCUGGGGUGAAAGCAGCAGGCGAGGGGCAGGAGUGGGACCAAGGUGGUGAGGCUGGAGUGAAAGCAGCGGGCGAGGGGCAGGAGUGGGGCCAAGGUGGUGAGGCUGGGGUGAAAGCAGCAGGCGAGGGGCAGGAGCGGGACCAGGGUGGUAAGGCUGGAGUGAAAGCAGCGGGCAAGGGGCAGGAGCGGGACCAGGGUGGUAAGGCUGGAGUGAAAGCAGCGGGCAAGGGGCAGGAGCGGGACCAGGGUGGUAAGGAUGGAGUGAAAGCAGCGGGCAAGGGGCAGGAGCGGGACCAGGGUGGUAAGGCUGGAGUGAAAGCAGCGGGCGAGGGGCAGGAGUGGGACCAGGGUGGUAAGGAUGGAGUGAAAGCAGCGGGCAAGGGGCAGGAGCGGGACCAGGGUGGUAAGGCUGGAGUGAAAGCAGCGGGCGAGGGGCAGGAGUGGGACCAGGGUGGUAAGGAUGGAGUGAAAGCAGCGGGCGAGGGGCAGGAGCGGGGCCGAGGUGGCGAAGCCAGUGUGAUGGCAGCAGGGGCUGGGGGCAGUCGCCUUCCCGGGCACCAUGGCCGGAGGCCGGGGGCUGCAGCACCAGGGGCAUUUACGGCAUUGGGCCGCAGCAGACAGGUGGACCAGGUGAGACGUGCCGAUGAGCUCCAUGUCCGGGAACGGGCCUUUUACACCCUUGGUGGGGCAGGGGGUGGCCCCCACAGCCCCUACACCAGCCUUGGGAGUGCCGACAGCAGCCAGUCCUCUGAGGGGGAGCAGGGCAGUGACAGCCGACAGGUGGGACAUCGGCCCUCAGGGUUGGGGGCCCCGGGUUACCACCACAACCGCUGGAGCCGGGGAACCCUCUGAGGAGCUGCUGGUGUCUGCUCCAGCAGAGGAGCUGGUGGGUCCCACAUGUUGUCCCCCACCAGCAUCCCUGCUGCAGGUGCUACUCAUGCCUGGGCACCCCGCAGAUUGCUGGGGGUCUCAUGGUGGCUCGCAACCCAGGAGCCAAAAAUCACCAUUUCAUGCAAUCCUGCUGUUAAUUUUGAGGGGGGGCUGCAUCUGGCACUGGUCCAGCGGUGCAUAGGUUUGCUGUAGAUAAGGCGUGCUCAGCAGCCAUGGAACAGCAGUCACGCUAUGCGGCAUUGGGUAGUGGUGGUCAUGCACUGAUGUGAAGCGAGUAAAUAAAGCGUGAGGA
Molecule: messenger RNA, 3298 nt
Organism: Columba livia (rock pigeon)
Lineage: Eukaryota; Metazoa; Chordata; Aves; Columbiformes; Columbidae
Gene: MEPE
Product: matrix extracellular phosphoglycoprotein
Exons: 4
Coding region: 1-2967 (988 amino acids)
Biological process (GO): biomineral tissue development
Cellular component (GO): extracellular matrix
Molecular function (GO): extracellular matrix protein binding
Source: RefSeq, a predicted model, not a curated record